AUGACCAUGAACAGGCUGCUUCUCGCCGCACUCCCUCUCGCGUCGUCGCUGCUCCUGGCGAGCGCACAGCAGACCUGCAACACCACCUCCCCUUGCGGCUCCGAAGCGCCAUGCUGCUCGUCUUUCGGCUUCUGCGGUACUGGCGACUUCUGUAUGGGUGGAUGCAAUCCUCUUGCGUCUAAUGCCCUCGACUCAUGCGCACCCGCCCCGCUCUGUGUCAGCGCAACGCACAGUUUUGCCGACAACUCUCGGAUCUUCUCCAACGCCUCUCUAUUCGAUGGCAACGCAAGCGCAUAUGACUGGGUGGUCAAUUCUGGCAACAUCAUGAACACGAACACUUCCGGUGGCGAGCUCGCUUUGUUGUUGACGGAAGACAACGGUGGCACGCGUGUCAGCACGACGCGCUAUGUGCACUACGGAACCAUCACUGCUACGAUGAAGGCUAGCAAGUGGCAGGGCGUCGUUACUGCUUUCAUUACUAUGUCUGGCAUCAAGGACGAGAUCGACUGGGAAUGGCCCGGUGCCAACACCACCGCCGCGCAGACGAACAUGUUCUGGCAAGGCGACAUCCCCGAUGUGACGAUUGGAACCUCCGAGGGCCCUAUCAACUCUACAUUCGACUCUUACCACGACUACACCAUCGACUGGAAGCCCGACACGCUGACCUGGUCCAUCGACGGCCAGGUUGUCCGCACGAUCAACAAGAAGGACACCAUGGACGACCAGGGUGUUGCUCACUACCCUUCCACGCCUUCCCUCGUUGAGCUCAGUAUCUGGCCCGCUGGUAUCUCCUCACAGCCGAACGGCACGAUUGAGUGGGCUGGUGGCCUGAUCAACUGGGAUGACAGCGACUACCAAGCUGCCGGCCACUUCUACACCCUCAUCAAGUCGGUCUCGAUCCAGUGUGCUGACCCUGAUGCCGCAAACUCGACCGACACUAGCUAUGCAUACACCACCAACACCAGCACCAACACGCCUGGUGUCACGUACUCUACGGCCGACAUUGUUGUCAACGGCGCGAUGGGCUUCAUCAGCGGACGCGCGGCAGUACUUGCCGGAUUGUUGGCGGCAUUUGGCGUUGCGCUCGUGCUGUGA
This is a messenger RNA of Peniophora sp. CBMAI 1063, 1095 nucleotides long. NCBI's taxonomy places the organism in Eukaryota, Fungi, Basidiomycota, Agaricomycetes, Russulales, Peniophoraceae. The record is from the annotation of a GenBank genome assembly.